AUGAUGUGGAGUUUGCCUACAAGUAGUCUAUAUCGCGAAGCCCUGAAGCAAUCAGCAGUUGAUCCUGUUACUGGUAAAGUGGAUGUUAAUAUUCUGGCUGCUGGAAUGAGUGCUACGAGCAGGAAGAUGGUUCAGCAGGUUGCUGAUGCGAUAGCUAGCCAUCUUGACAGCACUAAAGGUGUCAACAUUUCUGCGAAGAGCCUCUUUAUGGCUCUUAGACAGAAAGAUAAGAUGUUGAAUCGUGACAUAUUCGACGAGGCAUUGAAUGAACUGGCCAAGAAGGAGGUGAUCGUCAGAACUGGGGAGAGAAUUCGUUACUUAACAGUGAAGAACUAA
Strongylus vulgaris is the source of this 336-nucleotide messenger RNA. The record is from the annotation of a GenBank genome assembly. Lineage: Eukaryota; Metazoa; Nematoda; Chromadorea; Rhabditida; Strongylidae.